GAGAGCGUAGUGGAGGAGGCUCGGUUGUGAGUAGUGCCCCGAGUGCGGAGAGCCCGGGUUAGGGGAGCGCGGCGGUGGCACCGGGCUCAGUCGGAUCUCCGAGGGGAGUGACUAGGAGACCCGGGUGGGCUACUUUUCUUGCGGUGUUUUUGAUUUUUUUUUCCUGCCUUUGGUUCGGGUCGAGUGUCGCCCUCUGAGCAGCGAUCCCCUAGCAAAACCCGGAGCGACCCUCCCGCCAAUUGUUGGGCUCGGGAUCGCCGGGAGCGUCGCAGUGCCCCGAGCGCGCCGGGCGCGAAGGCACAGGGAGCGGAGCCGGCCGCGCGCGGGGGCCCGGAGCUUGCCUGCGUCCCUCGCUCGCCCCAGAGGGUCCGCUCGCGCAGGGCGCAGGGCGCGCGCCAUGAAGGCGGUGAGCCCGGUGCGCCCCUCGGGCCGCAAGGCGCCGUCGGGCUGCGGUGGCGGGGAGCUGGCGCUGCGCUGCCUGGCCGAGCACGGCCACAGCCUGGGCGGCUCGGCCGCCGCGGCGGCGGCGGCGGCGGCAGCGCGCUGCAAGGCGGCCGAGGCGGCGGCAGACGAGCCGGCGCUGUGCCUGCAGUGCGAUAUGAACGAUUGCUACAGCCGCCUGCGGAGGUUGGUGCCCACCAUCCCACCCAACAAGAAAGUCAGCAAAGUGGAGAUCCUGCAGCACGUUAUCGACUACAUCCUGGACCUGCAGCUGGCGCUGGAGACGCACCCGGCUCUGCUGAGGCAGCCGCCACCGCCCGCGCCGCCGCACCACCCGGCCGGGACCUGUCCGGCCGCGCCGCCGCGGACCCCGCUCACGGCGCUCAACACCGACCCGGCCGGCGCGGUGAACAAGCAGGGCGACAGCAUUCUGUGCCGCUGAGCCGCGCUGUCCAGGUGAGC
Lemur catta (Ring-tailed lemur) is the source of this 903-nucleotide messenger RNA. It is a transcript of the gene ID4, whose product is annotated as inhibitor of DNA binding 4, HLH protein. Gene Ontology annotation, cellular component: cytoplasm; nucleus. The transcript has 2 exons. NCBI's taxonomy places the organism in Eukaryota, Metazoa, Chordata, Mammalia, Primates, Lemuridae. The coding region runs from base 398 to 883 and encodes 161 amino acids. Gene Ontology annotation, molecular function: protein dimerization activity; transcription regulator activity. Gene Ontology annotation, biological process: cell differentiation; circadian regulation of gene expression; negative regulation of transcription by RNA polymerase II. The record is from RefSeq and is a predicted model, not a curated record.